CAAACUUAAUUCCGAUUAUCAUUUUUGACCAAUCAGAAUCCAGUAUCCGGCCCUGCGCAUUUAACCCAAUAGACUGAAGAACAUUCACAAGCAGUUUAGACAAAAACGGAGGAAUUAGUAGCUUAUCAAUUUCAUCAAUUUUAUCGUAUUUAUCUUGAAUAUUACACUUCUGGAACUUGGACUACACAACAUAAGGAUAUUUACUAACUGUACGCAGCAGCUAUGCUGUUCAAAAUGGGAUUAAUGGUGUUUUUGGUCGGUGUUUUUGCCGUGCACGUUUCUGGUCUCGGGACUACCUCGCAACCUCAUCAUGCCCCGGCAUCAAAUGUGAAAACGACCCAUCGAGAAUGCCGCGAUGUCCUCCAACAUUUCGUUAAACACAAAAUCGGACAUCGGAAUUUAGUUCCCGAGAAUAAAAUCCAUGAUCCGAAGAUGGAGGUCUGCUAUAACGGGCAAACAAGCACCGAGCAGAAGUCAUGUUGCAGUCACAAGAUGGAGAAGAAAUACACCUCUGCGGCAGAAAUGGAUUUUAAGGAUUUGGUGCAGACGACCAGCUCGUAUCUCAAGAAUCUGAUUGCCACAAAUCAGGCGCAAUAUGAAGAGGAAUUCCUCAGUAUGAUCAGAAAAGCUGAAAAUUCAACAGACUCGCUUUUCGAUGGCAAUUUAUACAACAUAGCAUUAAAAGAUCGCCAGCCGCCACUGAGCAGCCUCUUUAUGGACUUACAGGCGUAUAUCAAACGAAAAGACGUCGAUAUUCACGAUAGCGUAAAAACGUUUUUCGAUGAUUUAUUCCCGUUGGUAUUCCAUAGUAUUCUGAAUGACCCCUCGGCAACAAAGCUGAAUGACGAAUACCGGGAAUGCCUCAUGGAAGUGCGGGAACAAGUCUAUCCACAUCCAUUCGGGGAAAUGCCCCACAAUAUUUCACGGGCCUUAAACCUGGCGUUCACGGACGCACGUCUCUUCUUGGAGGCCCUAGGAACGGCCAUCGAGGCGAUUAAUACCACCGACCACAUCAUCUUGGAUAGCCAGUGUCAAAAAUCACUCAUGAGGAUGAAAUAUUGUUCGCAUUGUAACGGAUAUACCACAGUUCGGCCGUGCAAAAAUUUCUGCGUUAACGUGAUGCGGGGAUGCCUCGCCAAAUUGCAGUCUCUUGACACGCAUUGGAAUAAGUUCGUCGACGCCAUGCAGGGGAUGGUUAACUUAAUGUCGGGACCGAACAGCAUCGAGAACGUCUUGACGAAACUUGCGGAUAACACAUCGGCAGCCAUCAUGCACGCCAUGGUCAACACACACAAAUUUUAUGCAAAGGUCAAGGCCAAAUGUGGUCACCUUCAGACUAGCCAGGGACACAGCAUCCAGCAGCCAGUCCACAGACAGGUGACGCCCUCUUACCGCGUCAGCUCCAGCUCCUCACUGCGAUUGGAUCAGCGCAUCUCUAUGUUCAUGCGGAAUCUACAAUCGUCUAAAGGAUUCUAUCACAGUCUGGCCGACACUAUGUGCACCAAUGACCAGUUUGCCGUGCAGUCACAUGCCGAUACGAAUUGCUGGAAUGGACAGGCCAUUGGACAUUAUAGGAAGAAUGUGACUGAGCUUACCCUAGAGGCCCAACUCAACCACAACCCCGAGAUGCACGUCUCCAGGAAGGGUGACAGGACAUUGGUUGCUCUACAGGAGAAACUGACUCACACAACCAAGCGUCUUAUGAAGUCCAAGAAACAAGACAAUAAACAGGAUGACGGGACGUACGUGAUCAGUUUCAACUACGGCGAAUCUGGCGAUGGAUCAAACCAGAAAAAAGGUCGCAAAGACGAUGGUGGGAAAGGCGAUGAUGAGGAUUAUGAUUAUUCUGGCUCCGGUAGCGGGAGUGGUGAUGGAAUGUAUAGAAUGCCCAACGGCGGUCGAGGAGGAACAUACCCAAUUGAUGAUAACAGCGAAAACGGCUUCACUAUUGAUGAUCCAAAGAGAGAAUACGAGAAUCGACACACUAAUUCUGGCAAAAAACCAAAAUCGGAUUCGAGUAAACGCGACAGUGCUGCCACCACCAGUCAUUUUAACGCGAUGUUGUUGAUAACGUCAAUUUCUAUAGUUCUGUGGUUGAACGGAUGAAAUGUUAUGACGAUUAAACAUGUAAAUAGACAAUAGAGACUGGAGGUAAAGAUUGAGUGGGAUUUUCCCACCAACCGUCGCCAAACUCGUAUGCUUUUCAAUAACCGUAUAUGUUUCUUUCUCGCUUCUUCGGCGGCGGUUUGUGGGAAAAUCUGGAAUGUGGAGAAAAGAAGCGCAUCUGAGCAAAAAUGCAAGAUCUUUCGUGCUCUGAAAUAGCCAUCCGAUUUUAUAUGAUCGUCAGUGUUGUUACCAUGGUUACAGAUAUACAGACAUUGUGAUUGGACGAUUAAUUAGGGGGAAAUAAUUAACGAUUUGGGGUUGUAUAAUCAUGUGGCUGGCGAUACAGUCUUCUUCUUCUUUAUAUUUAUAGGGGGCGUACUAAUCGUUGUUGAAAAAACGACAGAACUUAUGUUGUAAACCAAAGGAUGGGUAGUUGUUGGAUAAAAAUAUGUAACUAUCAUAAAAUAUUAAUGAAUUUGUAUAUGAAAUCAUUCAAAUCAACAUAGGUGUAAUAGAGUUACAACAGCAUGUGUUCAAAUUCAUCUCAGAUCAUCGCAAUUAGCAUUUUUACACAGGAAGUAUAUUUUCGUUUCACCCUGUAGGGCUAUACUUGAGAAUUCUAUCAUGCUUUUAAUCAAUCUCUAAAUUCUACUUCUUCAUUCUAAUAAUUUGAUAAAAGAAAGGAUUUCAUAAAAAGUUUCUGUAAAUGAUUUCAAGGACAGCCAACCAUGCACCCAGUGCAAGGAUGCAUACUUUUUGGGACGACCUGUAGAACGUUGAUAUGUGUUGCAUAUAUGAAAACAUCGAUGUAUUUCACGAACUUCAAUACGCGGGUGACACGAUGAAUAUAUUAUGAUGUUGACACGUGGAUGUAUUCAGUUGUAACAUUUUAGAUGUGAACUUGGUGUGAACAUUUCUUGGGUGUAAUCAUCAUACAUGUACAUUACAUGUCUAGGUCAGCAUGAGGUUUCAUGUUCAAACACGCAUACACGCCUGCAUGAGGUUUUAUCUAUCUGAGAGGUUGGUGUGAGUGAUGUUGUGGCAGGAGUAAGUUCAACUUAGCUGUCUCAUCAUUCACUUUUUUUUACGUGAUUCCAAAUUUUACCAGUUUUAGGCCAACAAAGAUACGAUUAAAGAGAAAAGAAGUUCCAAAAUGAAUUGUGUCGAAAUCAAAAUCCGAAUCGGAGAGAUUAGCAAAAUAGUUUGUUGGUUAUGUUUCAAACCUUAACUUCUCGUCAAUUCUGAAGACCUAUGAUAUCACCAUUGAAUCACUCUUCAGUCUUUCCUGCUUUGUUUCAAUCUAGACAGCCGUAAUCCCUUGUGCAAAUUGUAACUGUCACUCUGUGCAUUUAUAUGGGGCAAUUUUGACAAAUCUAGGUUGAAAUCAACUCGACUCUGUAUCAUUGCUUGAACAACCUAUUACACCUAAAGUACAAAAAUGGAUUAUUCCCGCGUUAAAGGUGAGAAUUCAUUUCGGACUAGCCCAUUCUGUGCUUUAGGUGUGAUAGGUUGAUAUUUUAACAUCAUCACGUGCACAUGUUGGAAUCUUUUUUAUGAUGUCUGAGGUCUUAAUAUACAUGUAGUCAUAACAAUUGUUUUAUAAUAAUGAUAAUGAUAUUAAUGUAUUCACAUAUAGUGCGUAGUGCCGACACAGAUGUAAAGUGUUAAUCAAUAUUGGGUACAUUGGGGUUCUGUAAAACCUUGGAUUAUAAUUGGGGGGGGGGGGGGAUGUUAUCAAAAGUUCUGGCUCUGACGUGUUACAAUUUAUGAAAUGUACAUCGUGAUUUGAACAGACAUGGUUGUGUAGACUAUUGUUGGUGAGAGGGCUCGAGUUUGUCCUGCCCUCUUGUCAGAAGGACGGACUUGAGGACCGAAGGCAGGUUGUCCGAAGUUAAUGUUGGAAAGAUUGUCCAAUCGUUUUCAUGGGCAUGUCUGUACUUUCACUGCAAUCGAUGUGAGUUUCAACAACAUUUUCAUCACAAAUCUAGACUUGCUCGUUCAUCUAGAAUUUGUGACUCUUGUUUUGAAUUCAGGGAUGCGUUAGGACGCGUCAGUUCGGUCGUAAUAUCGUGACGUAAAUAUACACUCAUUGUGCUUAAGUUUGUAUUAGAUUCAAGACGAUGUUUCUGUCUGCCAAGGACGAAAUCUAUUAAUCUAGGCUAGUACUGAUCCUAGUUCAAUGGAGUGAGGGUCGCCCCCUCAGUCUUGGGGAUGUACAGAAGAUACAAUAUACCGUAUGUACUUAGAGUAUCAUGAUCACAAAGCAUGCCAAGUUACGAUUUUCUUUCCCAAAUUGGAAAGAAGUUUUUAAAAGUCACAAAACUUUUGAAGGAUUAUACCUUUACAAAAAGAACAAAAUUCUUCCGUAAAUUUCCAAGACUGAGAUUCCGAGAAUACUGAAAGAUUCCCUCACUCUUAUUCUGUCCAUUUUAUGCAUGCGCCGGAGAAAAUUAACGAGUUUUCACCACAUUUUAUCAAUUAUUUAUUGCUGUUUAAGCCCGGCUUGGGUUGCGGUUGGCAAAUUUGCCAAUAGAUGGAGCUUAUAUGGAAAGCCUGGCAAAGCUGUUGUAGUGUGGUUAGUUCUGCAUUCAGUCUAUAGAUGGUGCUGUGGAAUAUUAUCAACAUUGGACUCGUGGAGACAUGGGGAAGAUUGCUCUCGAUUGGCAGAUUCAUUUCCAAAAUUGUUCAAUUCUAUUGACUACUGCUAGUCAGUUAUGGAAACUCACUUAUAUCGCCGCAGCAACAGCUGGUAACAUCAUGUUGCUAUGGCAAAUGAAUAUGGUGGCUAUGGCAACAACAGGGUUGCUGUAGAAACACGCAUUGUUUCCGUGGAAACUGAGUGAGAUAAAUACCUUUCCUCCUUGUGACUUAGACUCUGAGCAGUUUUCUCAAAAAAAACCUCCAGUGUGAAUGUGCUCCGGUAAAAAUGAAUUGAAGGGUCGGUAUUGCCCAUCGUACACAAUCAAAUGUCUGGUCCGGUUUUCUGAACAUGCUCAUUCAGGUCCUACAUGUGGGCAGUAAUAUUCAAGCCUUAUGCCCUGAACCAGUAUUUUCAGAAAGUUGAGUGAAAAACUUGAAGUGCGUAAUGAAAUUUUAUUCUCUGUAACAAAAAUUUGCUUUUGUGCUGUGGGCAGAUGAUUGUUUUCCUUCCUGAGCACACACAAACGCAAUACCAAAUGUUGUUGACAAUUAUUGUGUAUUUGUUUAUUUUUUCUAGACCAUGGUUAGUUUGCAUCAAUUUUUUUGGCGCCAGUACCCCUCGUCUGUAUGAAUUGUAAAUGUGGAGCAGGCAUUUUCCAAGCGGCGACAAGGUUUUCUCAAAAUGUGGCGAAAUUGCAGCUGAGACUCCUUUGGGAAAAUUUCAUAUUUGGACAAUUUCUGUAUCUUGGGGAGUCGGUCCGGAAUCUGUGAAAUACUUGAGGUUAAAAGUCAAAUUUGCUCCAUUUUGAAGUGUUGAUAAUUUCUUCAAAUUUGGUGCCGAAAAGUGACAAUUUCCUUUUAAUAAUUUCGUCUUAACAAAUUCACCGAGAUUGCACCACUGUGACAUAGUUUACUGAUGGAAUGAUCUGGGGAAGCCACCUGGUGACCUCUAGAAGAAGCUUGUCUUCGGACUUAUUUGCAAUGUGUUGAUUCAAAAAUAUCAUGCUUCUGUAAACAGCAAAACUAAUUUUUCCUAUGUGAGAUUUAAUGUCAUUCUGACGCUACGUUUCGCUUUACUUUCAAAAAGAUCUCGAAAAAAUUCUUCAAAAUUUUUACAAAUGAUGAAGCUAUUUUUUGCAAUAGUUGUUGAAAACGUUGUCGCCCCUCAUCUAGUUUUGUACAUAGAGUUAAACCUAGCGAUGAUAGCAAACUGUACAAAGCCUUAGUCUAGUUGAUUCAUGUACGUUUUAGCGGGUUGCCGUGGCGACGUGACUGCCACCUGGUGGGAAUAUGAUGUAUUAAGAAAUCAAUAGUGUCAUGUAUUGUUCUGUAUGUGAUGGUUCAGUUUCUUAUUAUAAAUAUUGUCGACUUUUGAGUUGUUAAACGGAGAGGCGUUGUAGUAUUUUGGUUUGUAAUGCGGGCAACAGUUUCUGCCCAAAAUUUUAGUUGAACUGGAUUUGUAAAGUCAGCUUACAGUUGCUGUUUUAACUUCAUCAGAUUUUUUGUUUUAAGUGCAUCAGAUUUUUAAUCACGAUAUGAUUCUUUGUCUGUAAGCAAGGACCACAACCCAUUAUGUUUAAUUCUUUUAAGAAAACCCAAUCGCUGCAAUGAUUUCAAUUAUAAUUGUAGAAAUUUUACAGUUCUUCAAUCGAAUCUGAAAAUUCUCUCACCCUUAAUCGGUGCAUUAAUGAGAUUUUAUGUUUUGUUGUCCAACUCUAUUACUCUGGUAAUUUGCCAGUUUUCCACUUUUCAUACAUUUACAACUUUGGGUUUACGAAUCAAUCCUUAGAGAGUAAUACAUCAAGUAAUACAUUAAGUCAUUGAUUAAGUAAUGGAGUAUUACUCUCUCCAAUUCUUACGUAAAACAUCCCCAACUCCAAACUUAUGGACUUGUCCUAUAAGACAAACAGCCAGUUCCUCUCUGGACCAGUCCACUUUAACAGGGGGGUAUGGUACUCUUAAUAAGAGAUUAGCAACCUUUCAUUGACAGAAAAACAGUACUUACUUAAAUUCUACUCAAGUACAGUCCGUUGCCUGACAUCUUGUGCAACCCUUAAAAUAUACUGUGAUAUUAUUACAGAGGCUACAAUUGGAAAUCACCUCACGUUACUCAAGAAUUCGUUGUCAACAUAUUUGUUUUCCUUGGCACCGUCUCUUGUCGCCACCUAGGAUGUUAACGGCAAAAUGAUGACCUCAUGUCAGUACAACAGCAGUGUGGUCGCAUACCAAAUGUCAUAGCGUAUUUUCGUUAUGGGUGUUAUCUGUCUUUCACUGUUGUCACAUGAUCGUUUUGCCAUCCAGUAUGGCGGCACGACACAACAUUAUGAUCCUUUGAUACAGCCCUAAUUAACUAUGACCAUGACCUUUUUUUUAAAAGACACCAUAAUGGACAAGUCUAAUUAUCUGCUGAGGCGAUUUGGUAAAACGUUUCUCCAUCUUGGUAGGAUUACACUCUAUAGUAACACCACUUCCGUUAAAAUUUCCACUUUCCAAAAAUGCCCUCUUAUAUAUUAUCAUGUCGAGGUUGUUCUCGUCGGGAAUCAAAGUAUUUGAUUUUACCCGCCGACAAUCUGGUGUAGUGUUUACUCCUUCGUGUUGACAAUUUGGUGCCCAAGUUUAUCGUGUGUUUGACGGUGCCGAAGUAGAGUUUGUUUCUGAAUUAUCAGUCGAGGCCUAUUUCAUCAGUUUGCUGUAUUUCAAAGGUAAUAUGUAAUAAUCAAAUGUCACCAAUAUCUAUGAGGCGAGUAUUUUAUAAGCCUUCUCCCCAAGUUUUUUUUGCUUCUUUAAACAAAUCACGCAGAAAAACGUACUUAUAAAAAUCAUGUUGAGAUUAAAUGUUUGAAAAUGGACAGGUAAUUUUAUAUGAAUUUAGAAAAUUUGACAAUUAAAUUUAUGUCUAGUUGUUAUGUUAGCCCUAUCUGUGGUGACCAUAUUCUUUGUCAAUAUUUAUUGAACUUUAAAGCACUGAGGGUUGCAUUAGAACAUUGCGAAAGAAAAAAGUCUGUCAAAAGACAAUAUUUUUCCACACUGCUCCUAAUUGAGGAUAUCUAAUUUAAUUGACAUUUUAAUUGAAAUUUCCUGUUGACCUGUCAAUCAUUGUGGUGACACUUAAAACAAACCCUCAGUCUUUAAUUAUAUUGGUAAAGUGGCCUUAAUGUUAAUUAAAAUCUAGAAACAUCAAAUUUGAAAUGGGUGACCUCUUGGUGUCUGCCCAGUUUAUUGAUUCGAGGGUCAUUUUUGUAAUGUUUUGAAGGUCACUUUGGGAUAUCAAGCAUACUCAUUACGGCAAAGAACAAACUUCGAAAUCGCUUCAUUUAUUUUUAAAACUGCUUUGGUUUCAAUUCGUUCCUGCACAAACACUAGAUGUAAACUAUGUAUGAAUAUGAGUCAUAAAUUUACAAGCAACUUCAUAAUCCUUUCAAUUUAUUUUGCGAAAUUAUGAAAUUUUGUGAUACACCAAUUACAAUAUAUGGAUAUUCCAAAAUGCUUAUCAUUGUGAAAGGUCGUUGGAAUGCUUUAGUGAUGGACACUAGCUGCAGCUGUGUUUGGUUGUCAGUGCGGCUUGUUGCAAUGGUGACUGAUGUUACCAUGGUUACAGAAAUGGUUGCUAUGGCAAAAUGUGUGUUGCCAUAGAGUGUCUAUAAGGAGAUCAGGUACAUCGUUUUUCUUCGAAACUUGAACAGUUAACGUUACACACUUUUCACAUCUUUCAAAUUUUUGGCGUCCCAUUAACGCAUGAAGUUUGUAUUUCUAGAAAAGUUGUACCUGCACCUAGUGGCCAUGGGAUAUAUAUUUUCACCACUCCAGACAAGCCAGGGGGUGGUGUCCUAUUUCACUAACUCCGCAAAGCAUGUCGACUGGUUAAGAUACAAUGUUAUAUAACGUAUUAACUGCGUAGCAUUUAUGUGGAUAGGCGAUUUCAUCUCGGCUAGAGCAGCCCAGCCACCGAGGGGCGCUUUAUUUGGGGAGGGUCUUAGUUAAUUCAGCGGGUCCUGAAUUCAGUUACUCGAUGUUUAUUUAUUGUGCAAAUGAAGAGUGGGAUGUGACCGAGAGGGUUGGAGUGAUCACUUUGAGACGAAUGCUGAGAAAUGAGAAGAAAACAUUGCUUAAGUAAGGCAGCACACAGGUGACUAAGUUGUGCUUGACAUUGAUACAUGUAUGAGGACAGCAAUGCCCAGAUAAUCACUUUUUUGCACCUCGAUUUCAGUCGCCUGUAUGUGCUAAACUAAAAGCAUUUCAAAUCAUACUAAUACAAGGUUAAGUUGGUAAACUCUCUGCAUUUGCUUCUUUCAAACCAAAGUGAUCCUUAGUUCUCUCAGCUUGUCCAUAUCUGUGUUUGAACAAAUGCUGUGUUUCACCCUUAGUGUGCUCGACAGUCCUCUACCAUUCGUUGCCUAAGGCUAACUCGGGGUGCAGGAAAUCCAGGCACACCAAGGCUGAGACUUAUCAUUUUGCAUGUUUGUGUUCGAGCACAUUACGGAGUACUGCAAUACACAUCUUUGUUAACUUCUCUCAAGAGUGGUGUGGUGCAAUUCUCAGCCGAGAUCAAAUUUGGUAGUUAAUUUGUUGAUAUUUUGCAGAAAACACAAAUCAUUUCUGCUGUGGAAACAUCCUCGUACCUAGGAAACUCAAAACGUCUUCAAUCUACGUGUUCAGGAUGUAACUGGCCGUCCAAUGGCAAUGGUUUCUAUGCGUUUCUUUGGUAACCAUGAUGUUUCCAUAGCAACUAGAAGUAUCUUGGAUUGUAACCAUACCAUUGAAGUCUCAUGUGUGAAUUUGAAAGGAACAAUAAAAAUUACUCUUCUUGAAAAA
Messenger RNA from Lineus longissimus, 9558 nucleotides. RefSeq names its product glypican-5-like. Lineage: Eukaryota; Metazoa; Nemertea; Pilidiophora; Heteronemertea; Lineidae. Gene Ontology annotation, biological process: positive regulation of canonical Wnt signaling pathway; cell migration; regulation of protein localization to membrane. Bases 223 to 2106 code for a protein of 627 amino acids. The transcript has 7 exons. Gene Ontology annotation, molecular function: protein binding. The record is from RefSeq and is a predicted model, not a curated record. Gene Ontology annotation, cellular component: extracellular region; cell surface; plasma membrane.